This is a messenger RNA of Diprion similis, 3095 nucleotides long. It is a transcript of the gene Pbp95, whose product is annotated as snRNA-activating protein complex subunit 4. NCBI's taxonomy places the organism in Eukaryota, Metazoa, Arthropoda, Insecta, Hymenoptera, Diprionidae. Bases 143 to 2959 code for a protein of 938 amino acids. The record is from RefSeq and is a predicted model, not a curated record. The transcript has a single exon.
GUCAUGAAAUACCAAACACCGCAAAACAUACAAAUCUUUCUUAACCCUACCAACGAAUCUACAUCAAAUUACUGACAAUAUUACAACACCGUCGAUUCGCUGCGACGGCUGCGACACUUGUUGUUAACCUAACAACACGAAAAUGAGUGAUUUAGAGGACGAAGAUGUAAUACUCGACGACAUAAAAGCUCUUCAAGAAGUUCUUACAAAAAAACCAUCCGAUCGUCUGAAAACGGAGCUAAUUUCCGAAGAUCCAUUAAGAACAGAACACAGUCAGUGCGAGCCGUCGACGUCUCAAGUGAGCAAUCCUCUAUCUCCGUCGAGCACGAUUCAAGACUGCUGCACUGGCGACCCGCUUGUCUACGGCGAAGAAAGUGACAACGAAUGUAACGAGGAUAUCAACAGCGAUUUGGAUCUGUCGGAUCCUGAGGCUGCGUUGAAUUUAAAUAAAAAAAUAAUGAACCUCUUGGUCAAUGCUCAAAGAAGGCUACGUCUCCUGCUCAAAGAGUGUCAGAUGAAACAGGUGCUAAUAGAUGAAAAACUUCAAAAAAUUAAUUCCAACCCAUUUUCUAGAACGCUAUUAACCAUUAGCGGGAUUCCAUAUUUUAAAGAUAAGCGACAAUUUCCUGCACCCAAGAACGAGGACGCUAAGUUGAAAGCCAGUCGUGGUGAGCUGCAGAUCAUUGAACUGCCGUUACCUUUGCGGUGGACUCUGAAAGAUCGGAACACGCUGUGGGAGGCCAUUUUUUGUGAGGCCAAGAUUACUGCCCAACAAGUAGCAAGGACACAGCAGCCUCUGAGCUAUGCAGAGGAUCCUUUGAACCUGGAAUUUAAGCUAACAGCUAAGAGAAUACCGGAGCAAAUAGCUCAGACCUUUAAGAACUUGGUUGGUCCGAUAGGUUCGAAAGAAUUUGACUGGUUGAAAAUAGCAGUGACCGAUUUUAAUGAGAGACAUUCCGCAAGCGAGUGCAGAGCGAUGUGGAAUGUUUUCUUACACCCCGACAUCAAUAAGGGUAAAUGGAAAAAGGCUGAGGACAUGGAUCUGAAAACGUUGGCCGAGAAAUACAAUUUUCAGAACUGGGACCUAGUGGCUGAAAAAUUGGGCUCAAACCGUACGGGAUAUCAAUGUUUUAUUAGAUUCAAUACCAAUUUCAGAAACAAUAUGUUGAACAGGAACAGUUCUUGGUCAAAAGAAGAAGACCAGAAACUUAUCGACGCUGUAAAUGCAUUGAGAACUGGGAAUUUUAUUCCAUGGGGAGAGGUGGCUAAGCUUAUGGGGCAGAGACGAAAGCAGCAGAUAUACAUGCGCUGGAAUUACAGUCUCGCCCCAAAUUUGAAGAAGGGCAGGUUCACCGAAGAAGAGGACAGGCUCCUACUUGAAGGUGUUAACAAAUUUGGGGCUAAUUUUAAAAAAAUUUCGGUUUCUCUGCUGCCGCACAGAACUACGGCGCAGUUGAACGAUCACUAUAGAACACUUUUACAUGAGAAAAAAAAUGAGUGGACUUACCAAGACGAUACCAAACUGAUAGAUCUCGUUGAAAAAUUUGGCAAUAAUUGGUCUGCCAUUAGCAAAGAAUUUUCUAACAAGUCUAGAGUCCAAGUUAGACAUCGGCAUACGUCGUUACUCCGAUAUUUGAGUCGGGGUUUAUCCCUCAGAUCUAUACCCAGGUGGGGACAAAAACCUGACGAAGCUUGCACCGAAGAAUCAAAGAUGACUGGUGAACAAAGGCUCCAAGAAAUAAGUAGGUGUUUGAGAACUCCGUAUGAAAGGGAUGGAAAGAGAAGUAAUCUAUCUGAUAUUGAUACAGAGCUCCAGGAUUACUUCAAAGGAAUCUAUCGAACCACUUCGAAACCUGGAAGAAACAGUAAAUUUUAUACUAUCGAGGAGCUGAGUUAUAAAACUCCGAGACUUCACGUUAUGUUGCAGCUGCUGAAUGCUGAUCUUGAUAUUCCUGGUAAUUUGGACCAGGAACAACAGUUGACUGAAAAAGAUAAGCAGCUGCUGACUUCCUUAGUAAAGUAUUCAAAAGAUGAAACCCUGGCAUCUGAUAUGCAGCAAAAAUUAGUUGGAUAUACCAGGCAAAAGAUGUUUGGAUCAUUAAUGCCAGUAGAGUUUCAAGAUCGUUUUAUACCACCGUUUCCAUUUGAUGGUAAAAAAAUUAUCUCACGAAUUAAAAAGGGAACAGUUGCUGGAAUAAAUUAUGACCCUGAUAACCAGACAACCACUGUUGAACUAGAUAAAAAGUUUGAAACACCUGAGCUAGUCAUAUCGCAAAUAGGCGGUUUGGAAAGCGAACUUGCAUUUGAGAAAAUGGCAAAGAUAUUUAUUGGUGAAACAGGGGAUUACCCAAAAGAUAUUGUGUUUUCUAAGGAGACACCUCAACAAUCUGGCGAAGUAUUGCCGAUAAAAUUCAUUUCUCUACCAAACAGUGUGAAGUUAAACAGUGCAAGCGAGAUUAUUGAUACAAACGUCCCAAGUACAUCACGCAUAGUUUCGAAUGCAGGUAGAAGUGAAACAGAGCAAGGUACGUUAGGUAGACACAAAUCAUCUUCGAGAAUUGCCAGAAGGAAACUCACCAAGUAUUGGCCAGAAAUGCUGAUACCUCCAAAUUACACAACUUUACUAGGGUUUCGUGGAAUAUUAUUAUCAAAACAUAUUCUUGAGGCAGAUAAUUUGGCGGAAGAUGAAUAUGAGGAACCUGAAGAUUGUAGGAUGACAACAGAAGGUCAACAAGCCUUGGAAUUAUUUGAGGAACGUUUAGCCAAGCUUUUUAAAUUUCCUAUAGAAUUGUCCGAAGUAGCACCACCUGUAUUACACGAUAUGAGAGAAAAAGAUUUGGACUGUGUUAGGAACGAUUGUCGAAAAAAAAGAAGGGGCGGCAAGGAAUGUGGGGGAUCAGAAGCAAAGAGAAAAGUAAGGUCUGCAAAACACAGUGUUGAAGAAAUUUCUGAGACAUGAAUUUGACAAAAAAUUAGCUAUUUACGUUGUAUUUGAAUGUGUGAAUUCGUGACCUUUGGGGUUUAAUGCUUCAUUUUUUCGUCGGGGAUGGUCAGGGAGGGGACACCAAUAUUUAUAUUAAUUAUACAAAUUUAUA